Molecule: messenger RNA, 4605 nt
Organism: Rhipicephalus sanguineus (brown dog tick)
Lineage: Eukaryota; Metazoa; Arthropoda; Arachnida; Ixodida; Ixodidae
Product: BAI1-associated protein 3
Exons: 32
Coding region: 226-4122 (1298 amino acids)
Source: RefSeq, a predicted model, not a curated record
ACGACGCCUUUGGAGCGCAGCUAGCGGUGGUAGCGCCGCCUUGCGGAGGGCGGGUGAAACGCUCAAUCUAGCGGAGAGUUGCGGCAGCGCUCGGGUGAAUUGGGCGCUCGAAACCUUUAGGCGCCAAGGUAGAAUAGGAAGUGGACGAACGGUGCGGUGCUGCUUUUUGGGAACCGCGGCUGAGGAGUUUCUCGCGGUGCGGUUUUUAAAACGAAAACGACGACCAUGGCCGAGCCUGGCAGCCAGCAACAUGAGGGUCAGCACAGGCUCUUCUUAGACUCGACGGCUCCGGACAGCGCCCGGUGUCGGAGGGCGACGCUCAGGAGAGGCGAGAGCAGCGGCGCCGAGUGGCGGAGCUUCGACCACGGCCGUCCGGAGUCCGACGAGGAGAACGAACACGACGGAGAACAAGCGGUCGAGGAGAACCCGGAAGAGGUCGACCCAGGGGUCCAAGAUUCGGAUGGCGGCUUCUUCGAAGACUUCACCGCCCUCUCAUGGAAGCAGGAGAACCGGCGCCUGCAGGCAUCGCGAGAGGAUGACGCCGACAAGGAAAAGCCAAUACCGACUGAGACAGAGCUCGGUAUCGCACAUCAGGAGUACCAGAUUAACAAAAAAGAGUGGGAGGAGCUCUACGUGGAGGUGCUGUACACGGUGGAGCACAAGCUGGGCUGCUCGGGCGGCGUCAGCCCCGGCGAGCUCCACGCGUACGCCCAGGCGGCGUUCGGCAUGCCCUCCGACAGCCACCGGCGCCUGCUGGGAUUGGCCCGAGAGGAGAAGCCUCCCAUACCCGUGCUCAACGUGACCGUGGUCGAGGCACAGGGGCUCGAGGCUAAGGACCCGAAUGGAUACAGCGACCCCUACUGCAUGCUCGGAAUACAGCCAUGUUUCAACUCUGACCCUCAGAGGCGCCGACGCCGCAGCAGCAGCGCCACUAGCGGCUGCGGCUCGGACGAGGAGCCGCCUUCCGGGGGACGUUCGCCCGCCGGCAGCGCCACUGGUUCGCCGCGGCGCUCGCUGCGUAAGCUGGGCGCGUCGUUCAAGAAGCGCGAGCCUCGAAGCGGCUCUCUGGAGGGAGCCACUGUGCCGGCAAAGUUCAUACGCACCACGACCGUCAAGCCGGCCACGCUCAACCCUCGCUGGAACGAGCGGUUUCGGCUGGACAUCGACGAUAUUUACACGGAUCGACUCCACCUCGACGUCUGGGACCACGAUGACGAGAGUUCGGUGUUCGACGCCGCGCGCAAGCUCAACGAGGUGACGGGCUUCAAGGGCCUGGGCCGAUACUUCAAGCAGAUCGCCCAGUCGGCGCGUUCCAGUCCCGCCGACACUGUCGACGACUUCCUCGGAUGCGUCAACGUCCCGCUGGAGGACAUUCCAUCAUCUGGACUGGACCAGUGGUUUCCCCUGCAGGGCCGUUCACAGCGGUCCACCAUCCAGGGCCAGAUACGGCUCAAGCUGAGCCUGGGCACGAGGGAGGACCGGGGCAUGGCCGCCUCCAUCGACGACAACUGGAAGGAAGUGGUCGAGCACCAGGAACUGCUCUGGAUAUUCAUCGAGCACGAACUCAGGCAGCUAGAGUGCCCCAGCUACGAGUGGGCUGGAGACCUGCCGGCGCCGGCGCUGACCAUUCUCCAGCAGCAUGCCAUACAGGGAGACUUGACGGAGUUGCAGCAGGCCAUUUGCCGAUGGGUGAUGUACUCACGGAAGCACAUGGCUGUCUCCUUGGACUACGCGCUUUUGUGGCAGCUGCUGGACGACCUGGACCGCGCCUGGGACGACUCGGAACGGCCGCUGUCAAGGGACGAGGACCCGAACGAGGACAUACCGAUACGUGAAAGACUUGUGAUUCAGGCUGAAGUCAAGGAAGAUACGACUCCAAGGUUGUCGAAGAAAGAAGAUUCAUCGGCGAACCAGUACGGGCCGGAGAGACAACAAAGGCGCUUGUUGCCUCAAGAAGAGGCCUGCCUCGCCGAGUCCUUCAACGUGUUCAUCGACUACUGCCUCGAGCUACUCCAAAAGCACCGCGACCUCUUCCCCUUGACCCACGAGGAAGCCGAGCACAAGCUUGUUCACCUGCUCAAAUGUCUGGCGCUCAUCUACCGGAUGAAAGCAUUCCAGUGGUCCUGCCCCUUCAGGAACCAGCUCAGCGUCGAAAUCACAAACACGCUCAAGAAGGGCUGUGCGGACUGGUUUCGGUGCACCCACGCCCUUCAUCAACCGUUAGUUUUGACUGAACAGACGGUACUGGCGAGCCUAACCGAACUGACCAACGCUCUCAACGCUGACCUGCACAAGGGCAUCAAGUAUUACAACGCAGUCUUCGAAACGUACGUUGGUGUGAACUACACUGCAGUUGUGUACAAGCAGCUGGAGAAACUGUUGAGGGAACGUGUCGCCAGGAAACUCUGUCCUGAGGCUGGUGCUGAGCUUCCGGCCAAGGUGCAAGAGGUUUGCGGCCAGGUGAACGCCAUCGACUCGGCGGCUCAGGAGCUUUCGCAGGAACACAUCUCCAUGGGUGCCGCCCUGUUCGAGCUGUACAUGGCGCUGCAGGAGUUCGUGAGAUUUCGGGAGCACAUACCGCAGGAGGAUUGGCCGCAGCUGACCAUGCUGAACUAUCACCUUUGGUUCGCCGACUCAGUCCAAGGAUGGUUCGCGGUCGCUAAGGUCAAAGCCAGGCAAAGGAUACGCAAGGCCUUGGAACUAGACAGGAUCAAGUGCAUCGACUCCUACGUCCAACACAGUACGUCAGCUGUGGAUACAACUACAUGCUUUGGCCAAAUCAAACAGUUUUGGAGGCAGCUAGCAUGGCCCGACCUGAAAGGAUCCUACCCUUUCGUCUUCAAAAUUCUCGAGGCUGUGUGCGACGGGGCCAUGUUCUACGCCAACCUGUGCCACCAGAAGCUCCUCAACGCUGGCUACUACGACGAGGAAGGCCAGUUCGACGUCUCCGAAGAGGUGUGCAUCGUGAUCAACAACAUGGAGUACGUGCGGCGAGCUCUCAAGCCUCUCCACAACGAGCUCGAGCUGGAACCAAUCAUCGCGGCCAUCGAGCAAGCCGAAGGGGAUCGGGCUGCCGACAAGUGCCGAGCCGCGUUCCAGGCUUUGCUGCACAACGCCGACGAGGAUGUUGUCCACAAGAUCUUGACCAUAAUCGCCGGACUCUCCGAGAAGAUGCGGCCCGAGAUCAAGAAGUUUCUGUUCCACCUGGCGUGGGCACCAGAACGUCUAGAUGCUGACAGUGCGCUGGGUCCAUUAAUAGACUACCUGGACAACAACCUCCGGACGCUGUACGAGUCGCUGAUGAAGGUCAACUUCUAUCGAACCUUGGAAGCCGUCUGGAGGGUUGUGCUGCAGGAACUCAUGCUCACCGCCAGGAACAAUCUCGGGGAGCGCGUGGUAUUCUUCCAGCGCCUCUUCUCGUCUCUGGGCGUUCUCCUGGAGUUCUUCCACGCCGAAGACAAGGGACUGUCCCUGAAGUCCCUGCACAGCCUGCCGUACCAGGACCUGGACAGGCUGCUCAAAUUGCACAAGGCCGACACGGCCGACCUCAUCGAGCUUUACUGCCUGCAGAGGCUCGAGGAACAGAAUCGGCAGAUCCAGUCGGGCGCCUCGCCUUAUGGGUGGCUUACCGUACGCCUCAGCUACAACGCCGCGGCUGAGUGCCUCUGUGUGGACGUCAUGAACGCCCGGGAUCUGCAGCCUCUGGAUCCUAAUGGUUACAGCGACCCUUUCGUCAUUUUGGAGAUCCUGCCCCGGCACCUAUUUCCCGACUGCCCCCAGCAGAGGACCCGGGUGCAGAAGAAGACACUCUACCCCCUCUUCGACGAGAGCUUCGAAUUCUCUGUGGGCCAGGAAAGGUGCCGCCAAGCGGUGGCCAUCCUGAGCUUCACGGUGAUGGACCACGACAUGAUGACCAGGAACGACUUCGAAGGUGAGGCCUUCUACGCCCUGGCCGCGGUGGCGGGAGUUGAGGACUCCGUGCCCAUCGCGCCAUCGCAGCCCGUGGACUUGCCACUGUUGCAGCCAAAGGAGAAAAAUGAGAUUAUGUGCGCACUGGAGAGCCGGACGUGGGACAAGGACGCCCUGGAAUUCGUGAGGCAGCAGAAGAAGAGGAAGUCCUGAGUGGGGCUCGAGCGACGCCACACGCUCGGCGCCCCCUCUCGCCAAACCAGCAGCCCUCGCCGCCGCCGCACCAAGUGCCAUCAUCUCCUCUCUUGCCUCGCCCUGCCGCCUUUCACUGUGUCCGCUCACGACUCGUCGGGCUGCGUGCCAUUCAUGCGACUGGGGUGACUUCGUCCGAACAGGCCGAACUUGCUGGGAGAGGGAAAAUCUGAAAGCCGGGGAGCACAAGUGUGUAUGACAUAGUCCUACCUGGUGACGCCUUUCUAAGCGUUACGUUAGGCUUAGUGUUAGGCCUAGCGUCAGAUCUUUUGUUAAGGCUGUGGUCUGGCCAAGGAGAUUGGACCUGCGCGAUGACGCCUUUGUAGGCCUAACGUUAGGCUUGAUGUUAGGUAUAGCGAGAGCAGCGUUCCGGGCAAGUAGGUAAUCCAUCACUUUAGUAGGGUUGGGAACAAAAAAAAAGACACGGACAACAGAGAAGAAGAC